Messenger RNA from Sinocyclocheilus anshuiensis, 357 nucleotides. Its product is annotated as exportin-6-like. The record is from RefSeq and is a predicted model, not a curated record. The transcript is spliced from 2 exons. Gene Ontology annotation, molecular function: nuclear export signal receptor activity. The coding region runs from base 67 to 357 and encodes 96 amino acids. NCBI's taxonomy places the organism in Eukaryota, Metazoa, Chordata, Actinopteri, Cypriniformes, Cyprinidae. Gene Ontology annotation, biological process: protein export from nucleus.
CCUGAUCUCUGUGUGCCGCAGGUUCCAGAGAAAUUGCUGUUAUCUGCGUGCCAUCUCCUGGUCUCCAUGGCGACCACCGUGCGGCCAGUGUUCCUGGUGUCAUUGCCAGCGGUGCAGAAUAUCUUCAACCUGAUCACAGAGAAUCAUAACCACAGAUUACCUCCGGAGGCUCACGUCCUCGUGUGUCGAGCUCUGUCUAACAUGCUGCUGUUGCCGUGGCCCAGCCUGCCAGAGGCGGAGCAGCAGUGGCCGAACCGUUCAGCCAAUCACGCGCGGCUUCUCAGCACUCUCACGCAUCAGUACCGCCUCCUGCCCCGCCCACCCAACCAUCAUCACAACAGUAAGAGCAACAGAUGA